Molecule: messenger RNA, 4083 nt
Organism: Lodderomyces margitis
Lineage: Eukaryota; Fungi; Ascomycota; Pichiomycetes; Serinales; Debaryomycetaceae
Gene: VPS15
Product: ubiquitin-binding serine/threonine protein kinase
Exons: 1
Coding region: 1-4083 (1360 amino acids)
Biological process (GO): autophagy of peroxisome; protein phosphorylation; protein targeting to vacuole
Cellular component (GO): late endosome; phosphatidylinositol 3-kinase complex, class III, type I; phosphatidylinositol 3-kinase complex, class III, type II
Molecular function (GO): ATP binding; protein serine/threonine kinase activity; protein binding
Source: RefSeq, a predicted model, not a curated record
AUGGGCCAAAGAUUGUCAUUGUUGGCACCAUCAGCUCCUACAAUUGCUAUAUCCUCAUAUGUGGAUGCUUUAGAAAACUACCAAUACGUCGAGUUGCUCAACAACUCCCGAUUCCUCAAGACGAUUAAGGCCAUAGAUAAUACUACAGGCAACUUUGUCAUCAUCAAACUCUUGAUCAAACCAUCGACACCAUCAUACACCCUUCAACUCCAAGAUGUAUUGGAAUACCUUGUCAAGGAGUCAUCAAUGUUAUACCCAUUUAAAAGCAUAUUGACAUGGCAUAAACUAAUUGAAACUGAUCGAGCUGGUUACAUGAUUCGAGAAAUGGCCAAGAUCAAUUUAUACGAUCGACUAUCCUUACGUCCAUUCCUAGAGCCAGUGGAAAAGUUAUUCAUCACCUUUCAAAUGUUGAAAACAGUUUGCGAGUUGCAUUCAUUGAAUGUGCAUCAUGGAGAUUUACGGUUGGAGAAUAUUCUCGUCACAUCUUGGAACUGGAUCCUCUUUACUGACUUUGCCAGUUUAUGUAAACCUACAUACAUUCCAGAAGAUAAUCCCAAUCAGUUUUUUUUUUAUUUCGACAGCUCAGGGAGAAGGGUGUGCUAUAUAGCCCCGGAAAGGUUCUACAAUAGCCAAAAAAAUGUGAGGAAUAUCCUGAAUUUCAACGAUGAUGGAUCAUUCAAUUUUAAAAAUAGUGUGACCGAUGAGAUGGAUCUAUUUAGUCUAGGGUGUGUUAUUGCCGAGCUAUGGUGUGAUGGUGAACCAGUAUUUACAUUGUCGCAAUUAUUCAAGUAUAUGAAGAAUGAAUUUGAACCUGAUUUUUCAAACAUACAAAACCCACAUAUAGUCAGUUUGAUUCACAAAUUGUUAAAAGUUAACCCAAGUGAGAGAUCAAGUGCCCGUGAGUUAUUGGAAGAGCUUAGAGGUAUUUGUUUUCCUGAAUUUUUUUACACGUUUUUGUAUGAUUUUAUGGAGGGUAUAAAUAAUCAAGAAAACUUUAUUCCCGAAAACCAGAGUGACAACUAUGUCACGCCAAGUGAUUUGAAAAUCAAUUACAUCUUUGACAAUUUUAACGAUGUCAGUGGGUCUUUGGGAUUUGUCUAUAAGAACCCAGAACCUUCUCGCAAGGUUCUUCCCAUGAAGAUGAAUCUUCCCACGAUGCCACAGAAUUAUCGAAUUCAACCCAAAAAAUAUAUUGAAAAUGACGGAUGUGAAGCCUCUUUGAUUAUUAUAAAUUUAAUCACCUCCUUGUUGAAAACUGUGAAAUUAACUGAAUCUAAAAGGAAAUGCUGUUUAUUAAUAUUAGCAUUGUCAGAACAAAUUAAUGAUGAGUCCAAGUUGGAUCGAUCGUUGCCGUACUUGUGCUCUAUAUUGGAUGAGUACAUCGAAGCUUCUGCAUACAAUUUACACCAAAGCGUAUCACCAAAAGUGGUGUGCUUGGCAUUGUACUCGCUUACAAGUUUGAUGUUGUCCUGCUCGUACAUAACCCCCAUCAAUGUCCUUGUUUUCCCUGAAUAUCUACUAACGAAAAUUAACAAUUUGUUGGUGUUAAAGAUAGAUCUAGAAUCGCAAAGAUUGAUCAAUAGUUGCGUUGCCGUGUGUUUACCAUAUCUUGCUACAGUGGCCAAAAAGUUUUGGUCCAUGUCAAAAGCAUUCAAGCAAGGCGGCAGUACAGCAAACAUCACCAACUUGUUAUCCGAAAGUGUCAUGAAAUCAGUGACUACUAUUCAUCUAUCAAAAGACCAACUAGACCACAGAUUUAAAGAAAUUACGUUGAGUAUACUCACGGAUCCUCAAUCGGCAGUCAAAGUAAGUUUACUUGAAAAUAUCCUCCCCUUGUGUCAGUUUUUUGGUAGGGAUAAAACAAACGAUAUAAUAUUGCCGCAUUUGAUUUCAUAUUUAAAUGAUCCUGAUCCAACGCUUCGGUUGGCAUUUUUGACCGCAGUUUUACAAAUGGGUCCAUAUAUUGGAGCUUUAUCAUUUGAGCAAUACAUUUUACCUUUGUUGUUACAGUCGAUUGGUGAAGGAGAGCAAUUUGUUGUUUUAAAAGUGCUUCGGAUUUUCAAUGCUUUUGUCCUGCAAAAGUUGAUCAAUUCUAGACUAGAGUUCAAUGCGUUGGAAGUUUAUACUGAACUAUUGUCAAAUUCAAUCUACCUUUUAUUGCAUCCCAAUGAAUGGAUUCGUCAAUCGUUGAUUACACUUAUUGUAUCUAUAAGCAAUAAUUUGAGUGAUGCUGAUCGGUACUGCUUUUUGUACCCGCUUAUCAAGGGGUACUUGGUGUAUGACGUGUUUGAAAUUGAUUGGAACUCUUUAUAUCCAAGUCUCACUCGACCUUUGAGUAAACAAGUGUUUGAUGCAAUGAUUACCUGGGCAUUGUCAUUUACCAACAAGUCAUUGUUUUGGCAGGAAAAGAGCUUUUCAUUGAUGAGUAAUAAUGGUCAUGUAUCGAGUAAGAACCUAGUAUCGUUUUCCAAAAACAUGGGAAAGUCGGUUUACAUGCCCAAGUUAAGUACUGCUGUUGUUUCCUACAAUAGUGGUAGAAAUAAGGAGAAUAUCCCCCUUAGUCCCGAGGAUAAGCAAUGGUUGCUAAAGCUUAAAUCAAUUGGGUUGGAUGACAAGUCGUUAUGGAAAGCUCUUGUUUUGAGAAGUUAUAUUUAUCGUGUGAGCAGGAUCUCCAAACCACAACAGUCACAGUUUGAUAAAAUGACUCUAAAGCCCAGGAAUAUAUUCCUUGAUCUUUUUUUCAAAACUGAACCUGUGGCCUCUGUCAGUGGACAAAAGAAUAAUAAAGUGGUUUUCAAGUCAGAAGAUAGCGUAUCUUUGCGGAGCUUGGACCAUUCAAAACUGCAUCAAACCUUGGUAUUGCCUAAUAUGGAAAGAGCCAUUGCCUCGGUUCAAACGAUUGAAGCAAAUGUAUUUGGAGAAAUGGAGUCAAGUCGAGACAGUUCUGCAAGAAUGUCCUGGAUGAAUGAUCCAACGGUGUUUCAUAAAUCAUAUCAUGUUGAUGAUAGCCGGAUCAUAACGUGUUAUAUAAAACAUACCUACAAUGGCGCGAAUCCGUUUAUCUGGAAUUACUUGCAUACGUUGACGAUUAUUCCUUCACUUGAUGAUUUUGUUGAGUUUGGUAAACCUAUUAAGGGAAAGACACGUGAUGGGUUUGAGAGCUUGAAUCUAUUCAAUUUAAAUGUACAUCGAACUAGCGAUGAUAUUGACGCAUACACAUGUUUGAGUACAUCGCCAUCAGGGGAAUACUUUGUUACUGGUUCUGAAAAUGGUUGUCUCAAAAUUUGGGAUAUUUCUAAAUUGGAUAAUAUAACCAGGGUCAAGAAUGCCGAUCAAUCGAUUGAUUUAGAGUCACGAAUUACAUCUAUUGCGUUUCUCCAUGAUCGAAAUUGUAUUGUUGUUGCCAGCAGAGACGCAAUUAUACGUGUAUUUCGGAUUGAGAUUGCCAGGAAUAAGAAUAAAAAAAUCAUCAAAUUUAUGAAGCCAAUACUUGUUCGCAAAUACACUCUGGAUUCAUUUAUCAUCCAUGUCGAAAACUUGGCCAAUAUCAUGUAUGCCAUUGAUUACCAACUGAAAGUGAAUAUAAUUGACAUGAUCACAAUGAGGCAAUUGUACAGUUUGCAAAAUCCGUUAUCGUUUGGCAUAGUCACUAGUUUUGUCUCGGGUACACGUAAAGAUAGUUGGGCCAUGAUUGGUACACAAAAGGGGUAUCUUACAUUAUGGGAUUUGCGAUUCAAGUUGCUUUUGAAAUCAUGGCAGAUUCAAUUGGAGUUAAUAGAUGGGAAUAAGUUUUCUAUUGAACAAGUAGAUGAGUUGAAGUUGGUAAACUCUUCCAAUAUUGAUAUCGUCAAGGCAAAAUUUGGAAACUUUGUGAUUAAAGAACGAUCGAUUUACAUUUACAUCAAGUCUAACUUAAAGGAGGAUGAGAUUUUAUUUGAGGUGCCUUCUUUGGAGUGUAAGGGAGUCAUUCGUGAGGGGAAUUUAGAGCCAUACAAGUGUAAAUUGUAUGACGUUGAUCGAAGCUCGUCGCGACAAACUAGAAUCGAAGAUUUGAUUGAUAAUUUAGGAUUAGAAGUCAAGUGA